AUGGUUUCUUGUCUCCUUUCUCAUGUCAGAAGCACUGAGACAAUAAAGGGAGGAGGAAAUUUUACAGAGAUCACUGAAUUCAUCCUCCUGGGAUUCUCAGAUUUCCCCAGAAUCACAGCACUGCUCUUCAUCGUAUUCCUGCUCAUCUACAUCACAGCUCUGACCUGGAACCUGUGCCUCAUUGUUUUAAUAAGGAUGGAUUCCCACCUCCACACCCCUAUGUACUUCUUCCUCAGUAAUCUGUCCUUCAUAGACCUCUGCUAUGUCACCUCAACAGUCCCUAAACUGCUCGUCAGUUUCUUCCAGGAAAAGCAAACUAUUAGCUUUGUGGGCUGUGUAAUUCAGUAUUUCUUCUUUUCACUGCUUGCAACAAGUGAAUCUUGCCUCAUGACAGCCAUGGCCUAUGACAGGUAUGCUGCCAUUUGUAACCCACUGCUCUAUUCAUCCAUCAUGUCUCCUACCCUCUGUGUUCAGAUGGUGAUGGGAUCUUAUAUGGGAGGACUCACAGGUUCUUUACCUCAGAUUUGUGCUUUGCUGCAGCUUCAUUUCUGUGGACUGAAUGUCAUCAGGCACUUCUUCUGUGAUGUAUCCCAGCUCGUACAUCUAUCGUGCACUGAUCCUUUCUUUGUAGAAGUCCUGCUUGGAAUAUUAAUAACAAUAUUUGGGAUAAUGAAUGCCUUAGUUAUCUUGAUAUCCUAUGGCUAUAUCAUGUUGUCCAUCAUGAAGAUCACAUCCAUUAAAGGCAGGAUCAAGGCAUUCAACACCUGUGCUUCUCAUUUGACAGCUGUUUCUCUCUUCUAUGUUUCUGGUGUCUUUGUCUAUUUGCGUUCCAGCUCUGGGAUUUCCUCCAGCUUUGACAGAUUCACUUCCAUGGUCUAUAUUGUGGUGAUUCCCAUGUUGAACCCCUUGAUUUACAGUUUGAGGAACAAGGAAAUCAAGGAUGCCAUGAAGAGGCUGCAGAAGAAGACAGGCAUGUGGUAA
Nannospalax galili (Upper Galilee mountains blind mole rat) is the source of this 981-nucleotide messenger RNA. Its product is annotated as olfactory receptor 5AN1-like. Gene Ontology annotation, cellular component: membrane. NCBI's taxonomy places the organism in Eukaryota, Metazoa, Chordata, Mammalia, Rodentia, Spalacidae. The record is from RefSeq and is a predicted model, not a curated record. Gene Ontology annotation, molecular function: odorant binding; olfactory receptor activity; G protein-coupled receptor activity. The transcript has a single exon. Bases 1 to 981 code for a protein of 326 amino acids. Gene Ontology annotation, biological process: G protein-coupled receptor signaling pathway.